CGAACUUGGAAAUCGUCUAUACAUUUCAAGGACAGGAGGAAACGCGAUGAAGAAAAGAGUGUCUCGAUUGAGCGAAAUGGCCCAAGGCCAGUGAUUCACUGAAGUCACCGCAAGGCUAUCUAUUUUUGGCGCUUUUGAUCCUCCAUUCAUGAGAGACUCUCAGCCGCGUUUUGGCGUCUCCUAAAACACAAAAGCCACCCACCGCCAUUCCUUAUCUGCUGUUCAGCCCGCGUUUCUCCUCCUUGUUCUUCACAGUAAUUGUUCCACGCGUGAUGAGAACUUCCUGACCCUCACGAUGCCUUUCGACUAUAAAGAGUACCAAAAGAAAUGCGAUAGCUUGACAAGUGAGCAACUUCAGGCCGAGUACGAGAAUUACACUCGGCAAUUGGCUGGAGGAGCGACCUCAACCGCUACAUCUGUUCUUUUCUCGCCCUUCACGGCAGGAAUAUCUCUUGUCGGGCUCGGGCUCUCAGCUCCUCGUGUCCACAAUGCCCGAAAGAAGAGAGAAAUCAUCGAGGCUGGAUUGCAAGCACGUGGGGAGACGCACCACACGAGGAAGCGUGAUGUGAUUGCUCCUAUGACGGUUGCCGGAACUCUGGGUGGCCUGACCCUGGGCCUCGCUGGUCCAGGAGCUGAUAUGAUAGCUGGGCAAGUUGUUGGCCAUGGCAUGGAGUAUGCAGCCGCUCAUGUCGCGCUGGAUGCCACAGGUGCUGUCGCUGAGCACAAACAUGACAAGCAUGCACACAAAAAGGCCCACCAGAAAAUACAAACACAAACUCAGAUUUUCCAGCAGCCAGGAGCCUCACAAUUACACCCCAGCCUUUAUCAACCGGGACUGCAAACGCCGCUCCCUGCGUCUCAGAUGCCCCCAGCUUCAAUAGUAUCUCAGUCAGACGCACCCCCUGUCUAUCAAUAUCCAUUCCCUCACCAGAAGUACGAUUUUGUUCCUCUCUCAACUCCGCAAAAUGCACCAGUCUCCUAUCAGCCAGCAUCACAUCAACAGAACUUUGCUCAGGUAGCAGGAGAGCCUCAGAUUCCAAUGUACCAGCCGGCCACCUACAUUCCGGCACAGCGUUCAGAUAGCGGCUUCUCUUCUGUGUCUAUGCUGAGCGAAUCGGAGUCCCCUUCCGUAGGAAUCAGUGUGCCCAAUAUACAAAAUACCCCUAUUUUACCCAGCAGAGAUACACAAUAUUCUUCGGGUCAAGCUCAGUACGCACCUGUUGAGGUACAAUUGCAACCAACCUCAGAUAAGCUUGGUCCAAAAUCUGAUGGGCCCCUCCAUACAACUGUGUACGAAUUAGAUUCACAGCCUGUUGUUGCUGCUGUUGACGGGGAUACCUCCCCCCCUCAGCUGACCAUGGAACAAGAGAUAGCAUUCUUGAAGGCGAGAAUCUUGGAAAUGGAAAUUGAGAGACGAGAAGGAGCGAACAAAGCCCCGCCUAGCACUGACCAACCACCGAUUCAAUCCUCGCUUGGAGAGAACGAUGUUUCUCAAGUCCAGCUGGGACCCUUCGAGCCCGAGCUUCGUAUAACUCCUGCUUUAGCAAGUUUGGUUGAGCACCAGAAUUUCCCUCAACCUCUAUCAUCACCGGCUCCCGGCGUCGCUUCCACUCUUACCCUGUCAAUUCAACAUCCUACAGAGAAUUCAACUCCAACGACUUCGUACAAUCCAGCCCCUCGGCCCUCUGCAUCUCCCGCUCCAGCUGUCGCUUCGGAGGUUACUCCGUCACUGCAAUAUUCUUCAGAGAACCAAACCCCAACGACUUCCUUAUGUCCAUCCCCAUUGCGGAUUCGACGUCACUCAGCUCACAUUCCUGGGUACCAAUAUGUACCUCCUUCAUCUCCAGCGCCAGAUAUUACCUCUCCCUCAACCCCGUCACUGCAAAUCCCUUCAGACAAUCAACCUCCAACGAUAUCCCCUUCUCCAUUCCCACAACUUCCUCGAUCUCACUUGGCCCACAUCACUGGGUACCAAUUCCCGCCGCCACCUCUAUCUCCAGCUCCAAGUGUUGUUUCUCCCAUUACCCCCGCCCUGCAAUAUCCUCCAGGGAAUUCUGACUCAACGACCUCGUACUUUCCACCCCCACCACCUCCUCGGCCUCACUCAGCUCACAUUCCUGAGUACCAACCUCCGCCUCCUCACUCCAUUACUUCUCCCGGCAGUGCCCAGCAGCAACAAAUCUACGCAUCUCCUCCACUACCACCUCGGCCUCAACAGCAACCACAAAUCCAGAGACAAGAUAGCGGAUACUAUUCAAAUCCUCCUAGUCGGCACUCUUCAGCUUUCUCUACAGCAACUAUAUCGACAUGCUCAAGCCCUCAGUCAAUGUUAUCGCCUCAAUCAACUGGGCCUUCUUUGCUCUCUCCGCAAACAACGGGACAUAGUCUCAGACAUAGCGUCUCGUAUAGCUCGAUUUCCCCUAUGUCUUCUCCUCAACCGGCACCGUACUUUGCGCCACCACCACCACCUGAUGCAGUGGCGAGGCCACUGUCACAAGUAAAAGACUAUUUUAGUCGUCCUUUUGCACGGGCUUCUGCACAAAUUUCUGCUUAUCAACCAGGCAUAAGUCAACCUACCCAAGCUCCUCUGCAGCAAUUCCAAGGUACUCAAGGCUGGCAAUGGGGUACAGCUCCUAUGCAUCCUAGCGGCCAACCACAGUAUGGUGCUCCACCUUGGGUUCCCAAUGCAUGGAAAGGUUCUUAAAGCGCUCUCGGAAUUGACCUUGAUGCUGGGGUAUUUUGUUUAGGAUAGAAGCGGCAACCAUCUUCAGAAAUCUUACGAGCAUGCAAUAAUUAAUAAUUCAAUCUUGC
This is a messenger RNA of Hyaloscypha bicolor E, 2811 nucleotides long. RefSeq lists its product as uncharacterized. Bases 296 to 2704 code for a protein of 802 amino acids. The transcript has 2 exons. Lineage: Eukaryota; Fungi; Ascomycota; Leotiomycetes; Helotiales; Hyaloscyphaceae. The record is from RefSeq and is a predicted model, not a curated record.